Messenger RNA from Anarrhichthys ocellatus (wolf-eel), 6682 nucleotides. RefSeq names its product argonaute RISC catalytic component 3b (gene ago3b). The coding region runs from base 403 to 3051 and encodes 882 amino acids. The transcript is spliced from 20 exons. The record is from RefSeq and is a predicted model, not a curated record. NCBI's taxonomy places the organism in Eukaryota, Metazoa, Chordata, Actinopteri, Perciformes, Anarhichadidae. Gene Ontology annotation, molecular function: RNA binding; protein binding.
GAGCGUGAGGGCGGUGUAAGAGCAGAUUUUAGACCGGUUACGCCGAGGAGAACGCCGGGGGAUAGUGAACCUAACCAGAGCCCUCGUAGCUAUUUGAUAAAGAACAACACCGGACUGUCACGUUAACCAACCGGGACGACGGAUUGUGCCACCGACCGGAUACAACAGGAAGAACUUCAAAGGACGGAAGCGGGGACAUUUUGUGCAACUUUGGGCUGUCAGCCGUGGUGAGGCAGGUCGGGGAGAAUACUCAACGUUAAACUGAGGGGACCCCCGAGCGGCCCGGUUACACAUCAGCGACCGAAGCCGGGGGGCCGCGUAGCCGGGGGAGCGGAUCUAUAGUCACGUUUAACCGGAGAAGUAAUUACUGGGGGCCGGGUCAUCCGGACAGAGACCUCAUGAAUGGAAAUCGGAACAACAGGAGACGUUGGAGCAGCCGCUGAACCCCCAGUCCUUUUCACGUUGCCAAGGCGACCUGGCUAUGGCACCCUUGGGAAGCCCAUCAAGCUUUUGGCCAACUGCUUCCAGGUGGAAAUACCCAAGAUCGACGUCUAUCUGUACGAGGUGGACAUCAAGCCUGAUAAAUGUCCUCGCCGGGUCAAUAGGGAGGUGGUGGACUCCAUGGUUCAGCAUUUCAAGGUGACCAUCUUUGGCGACUGUCUGCCAGUUUACGAUGGGAAGAGAAGCCUCUACACCGCUAGACCCAUUCCUGUCGCCACCGGUGGGGUCGAUCUGGAUGUGACCCUGCCAGGUGACGGUGGGAAGGACCGCCCGUUUAAAGUCACCAUCAGGUUUGUGUCGUUAGUCAGCUGGCACAUGCUGCACGAGGUGUUGACGGGACGCGCCGUGGCCGAGCCGGUGGACCUGGAGAAACCCAUCAGCACCAACCCCGUUCACGCCGUGGACGUCGUCCUUCGACACCUGCCCUCCAUGAAGUACACGCCUGUUGGACGAUCCUUCUUCUCCUCCCCAGAGGGCUACGACCACCCGCUAGGUGGAGGAAGAGAGGUUUGGUUUGGAUUCCAUCAGUCAGUGCGGCCAGCUAUGUGGAAAAUGAUGCUCAACAUCGAUGUGUCAGCCACAGCGUUUUAUAAAGCCCAGCCAGUCAUCCAGUUCAUGUGUGAGGUCCUGGACAUUCACAACAUUGACGAGCAGCCCCGCCCUCUCACUGACUCCCACAGGGUCAAGUUCACCAAAGAGAUCAAAGGUCUUAAAGUGGAAGUGACACACUGUGGAACCAUGCGUAGGAAGUACCGAGUCUGCAAUGUAACACGGCGCCCUGCCAGCCUCCAGACAUUUCCGUUGCAGCUUGAGAGCGGUCAGACAGUUGAGCGUACAGUGGCGCAGUACUUCAGAGAGAAGUACAGCCUGCAGCUAAAGUACCCCCACCUGCCUUGUCUGCAGGUGGGCCAGGAACAGAAACACACCUAUCUGCCCCUGGAGGUGUGCAACAUUGUACCUGGACAGCGCUGUAUUAAAAAACUAACUGACAACCAGACAUCGACCAUGAUCAAAGCAACAGCCCGCUCUGCCCCAGACAGACAGGAGGAGAUCAGCAGGCUGGUGAGGAGUGCAAAUUACGAGGCCGACCCCUUCGUCCAGGAGUUUCAGUUCCGUGUGCGAGAUGAGAUGGCUCAGGUGACGGGCCGCGUCCUGCCGGCCCCCAUGCUGCAAUAUGGCGGCAGGGUGAGCUCUGAACCCUUUAUGUCCCAGCAGAUCAACCCUGCACUGUUGUUGCAGAACCGCACGGUGGCCACACCGAGCCACGGCGUGUGGGACAUGAGGGGGAAGCAGUUUCACACCGGAGUGGAGAUCAAGAUGUGGGCCAUCGCCUGCUUCGCCACCCAGAGGCAGUGCCGAGAAGAGAUCCUGAAGAGCUUCACUGACCAGCUGCGUAAAAUCUCAAAGGAUGCUGGGAUGCCAAUCCAAGGCCAGCCAUGUUUCUGUAAAUACGCCCAGGGAGCCGACAGCGUGGAGCCCAUGUUCAGACACCUGAAGAACACCUACGCUGGGCUGCAGCUCAUCAUCGUAAUCCUGCCGGGGAAAACGCCUGUCUAUGCUGAGGUGAAGCGGGUGGGCGACACCCUCCUUGGCAUGGCCACCCAGUGUGUGCAGGUGAAGAACGUAGUGAAGACGUCCCCUCAGACCCUCUCCAACCUGUGCCUCAAGAUCAACGUCAAGCUGGGAGGCAUCAACAACAUCUUGGUUCCACACCAACGACCCUCUGUGUUCCAGCAGCCUAUCAUCUUCCUCGGGGCUGAUGUCACUCAUCCUCCAGCAGGAGACGGGAAAAAGCCGUCUAUUGCAGCGGUGGUGGGCAGCAUGGACGCCCACCCCAGCAGGUACUGCGCUACGGUGCGGGUCCAGAGGCCCAGACAGGAGGUCAUCCAGGACCUGGCCUCCAUGGUGCGAGAGCUCUUGAUCCAGUUCUACAAAUCGACCCGCUACAAGCCAACCAGGAUCAUCUUCUACAGGGACGGAGUGUCAGAGGGACAGUUCAGACAGGUGCUGUACUAUGAGCUGCUGGCCAUCAGGGAGGCCUGCAUCGGUCUAGAGAAGGACUACCAGCCGGGGAUUACGUACAUUGUUGUACAGAAACGCCAUCACACGCGCCUCUUCUGUGCAGAUCGCAACGAGCGGGUUGGACGAAGUGGAAACAUUCCUGCCGGCACCACAGUGGACACAGACAUCACCCACCCCUACGAGUUUGACUUUUACCUCUGCAGCCAUGCUGGAAUCCAGGGUACGAGCCGGCCCUCCCACUACCACGUUCUGUGGGACGACAACUGUUUCACCGGCGACGAGUUCCAGCUGCUCACCUACCAGCUGUGCCACACCUACGUCCGCUGCACGCGCUCCGUCUCCAUCCCUGCACCGGCCUACUACGCCCACCUGGUGGCCUUCCGUGCCCGCUACCACCUGGUUGACAAAGAGCACGACAGUGCGGAGGGCAGCCACGUCUCCGGGCAGAGUAACGGCAGGGACCCCACGGCGCUGGCCAAAGCUGUUCAGAUCCACCACGACACACUGACCACCAUGUAUUUUGCCUGAACGCCUCGACCUCCCUCCAUCUUUCUCAGCCAGUCUUAGUGGCUGACUCCCAUCAGCCGCAUCGAGUCAAAGUGCCCCCCCCCCCCCCCCCCCCCCCCCCCCCCCUCUUGUGCUGGUGCAGCUUUGAUCACUGACAACGGCUGCGACUGCAGGAUGUAGUAAGGAUGUAGUAGUAAGCCAGAGAGGAGUUACAGCCACAUUAUGCAAUUUGAAACCAGCCAAUUGUUUGCAUCUCUUGCAUCUGUCUGUCACCUUCACCUCCUCUGCUGUGUUUCAAUCACAAUGGAUUCUGUUUUGUUCUUAAAGUCACAUCCUCGCCUUCCAAUUUGGACAGCAGCUCAAAGUUUUUCCCACCCCCCUUGUGUUAAAAUAAUGGCGAGUACAAAAGCUGAUGAUUUUUUUGGUACAUGGGUGGAAAACGGAGCCAGUGAAGACCCGACUCGCUCCGUAGCCUCCCGUUGAGCCUGUUGUUGCUGAUUCUCAUUGUAGAUGCUUUUACAUGUUUAGUUUGUGCCUUGUCAGCUUGUUUAGAUACAUAAUAAUGUAUUCAUGUGUUAUUUCCCUCUCUCUCGAGCAAAUGUGCAGCUGCCACAGCAACAGAAUGCUCGAAAAAGAAACUAAAGCUUGACCCUUUUUUUUUUUUUUUUUUUUUUUUUUUUUUUUUUUUUUCUUAAAACGACGGUUACUCUUCUGUCUCCCUUUAAGCCAGUGGUUCCUCUCAGUCAUUCAGCCAGACAGUAAGACGCAUAGCACUGAAUGAAAUCUUAAUUAUUAUUAUUAUAUAUAUUUUUAAACGAAGCCACGUACAGCCAUCGAUGAAGCAUUGUACAUCGCAUGAUGCCUUCCUGCGAGGCGAGCUGCAUGCAGACUGUUGGAAUACAACGCCAUGGCCUUCCCUCUCUCGUAGUUCAGCCUGUGUUGUACCAAAGCUUGUGCUGUUUUAAUCCUCUCGCUAGUUUUGAAUCCUCUUUCUUUCUGACUUAAACCAACGUUCAGCAAUAGAUCCGAGCAGAGCCGUUUAUAUCCUCUCACAGGUUUUACUCAAGGAACCGACCAGAUUUUAGUUGUCAACGAAAACUCCUUUUGGUGCAAUAAGGUGUCAGCGCAGAGAGUCGGUCCAGUGGUGGAUGUUUUUCAGUGAGUAUUCGCGCAGUAAAACUUUGUUUUGUUACGAGUGAGUUUUUGGCAAGUGACGAUAAACUUGAGAUUCGGAGACGUGUGUGUGAGCGGCAUUCGACGUUCUGGUGGACGAGCGCUGCAGACGUGAGGGUCAGCGGUGAGGUCCGAUGGUGCACGGAGAGAUUAAACAAAGUGCCUGACUUGUGUAGAGCGUCAACUGUUGGUUUGGAUGGAAAGCUUGUAAUCGUACGUAGGUCUGGGUGCUUCUGUUCAUACAUUUAGUGAAAUGCUCUCAGAAUCCCCCCCCCCCCCCCACACACAACAUAUUGCAAUCCAAUACUUCUGUCCUGCCAUGAGUUUGACUUUUCUGGUGCCUGUGUUUAGUUUCUGUUGACAAGUAAUUUAAUUUACAUAUUUCCGACAAAGCCAACAAAAACUAACCUUCAUAAAGUUUUGUAGAGGUUCUUGCAGGACCGUUGUGUUGCAUUAGAUUGUACUGGUGUACCUGUGGCCACUGAGGGUAGUUGUUGGUGUACUGAAGCAGUAGGACUCACUGCCGGUUGAAGACUUCAUGUUCACAUUUCAGAGUCUUUAUCACCUACUGUAGCUUUGCUGCGCUUGUCCUCGGAGGAAGUCUGGGUUUCAGUUCUUUUAACAGUUCUGAGUAGGGCUGCAACUAAUAAUUAUUUUCACCAUCGACUAAUUGUUUUGUCUAAACGUAUCACAAAUGUCUGUUCUAACUUCCCUCAGCCCAUGGAGAUGUAUCGGAUAUCUUGUUUUGUCCCCCCAACAGUCUAAAAACUCAGAGAUACACACUUUACUGUCACAUAUGACAGAAAAACAUCAAAUUUCUCACAAUUUCUGGCUUUUAUUGCUUGAAAACUGAAUUAAUGAUCUAAAUGGUUUCAAUUAUUUUUCUUUCCACGGAUUUAUUAACAAAUCACUGCAGCUCUAGUUCUGAGAGAAAACAGUCUUUAUGCAGUAAGGAACUGAUUUCCUGCUACAUUUGGACACACUGGUUGCUAAUCGAUCCCAAAUAAUAUCACAUGAAAGGACCUCUUCUAGCAGGAAUCCAACAUUAUGAAGUUUAUCUAUAUUUCUUAGGCCUUUAAUCGGUCAUUGUUGCAAGAACGUCUUCGGUUUUUCAAUGCCCAGCCGUUGAAUGUGCUCAGUCAUGGCCUUGCAGUAUAGUUUAAUACAGACGAAGCCUUGAGGUUUCAUCACUUGGACCAAACCAACGUGCCUGGUCGGGUGGGGGUGGGGAAGGGGUGAGGGUGGAGGACUUGGGGGCGGGGCCUUACAGCAUCGAGCUGAUCCGCUCUGUACUGCUUACUGUGCAUGUCACCAGAACCAAACCUAAGCUGCUAUGAGAAAAACACAUUUAUUUAAUAUUUCAUCAGAUACAUAUAGGCUAUAUAUUAAUACACAGAGAUUAAGAGAAUAAUGGUAUUUUACUGCACUAAGAGUUGUUUUUAUGGUUGGACAGAGACGGGAUUGUUGUUCAAAGUCGCCCACGAUUCACAACAUUUUAAUUCUGAGGAUGUAUCUGAGCAGCUUGUCUCCCUUUGUUUGUCAUGCUGGAGCUGUUUCCUAAUGUCAGACAUUACCAGCAUUUCAGUUACUUGAAGAGAAUUAGUCGUGGGCAUGUCUAACAUUGUUGGCUAACGCUCUGCUUGUUUUUUUGGAAGCCUUAGUACCUUUUUUACGGCGUACAGUAAAUUCACCUCCGACAGAGCUGGACAUCAGACGCCUUCGUCCUCAAGAAAUACAAAGCAUUUUUAAGUCUGAAUUGAGAUAUAUUUAUAUGUAGAGGUAUUAAUGUAAUGCACACACCACUUAUUUUUUUUUUUUUUUUAACAAAGUCCUGUUUGAAACGGAAGCCGUAUGGAAGUAUGGCCGUGUAAUAACCGUGGUGGUCUGUGAUUUGAUAAUGCAAUAGGUUUACUUGUGUGGAAAGCAAAGCUGAUAUGUAUUUGCGGCGUCGGCCUGCUUUGUGGAGAGACCGCUGGGGGGGGGGGGGGUCGUUUUUGUGUCGCGCAAGUGAUGGGAUGAACCAUCAACCCUCCUCCGUGUGAAGAACUCCCUCUGCUGUUGUUUUAUCAUCUCAAAAGCUCAUCAAAGAAGUGGACUCUGAACUAGAUCCAUUUCUCAAUGCACUUGCUAAGCAAUGCCUUUUUUUAAAAAAAAAAAAAUAAAAAAUUUUAUUAGUUUUUUUUUUUUUUAAAUUCUUCUUGCAUAUUCAUGAGGGGAGCAGGAGGAGGGUUGAAAGUUCAUCCUCAGACCGAUUGUAUCCGUAAACAGACUGUGCCUUUCCUGAUGGUGCUGAAACAAUAACAAACUAAGUAAAUCAAAGAAAUCUUAACUUUCAGAAAGGGCCCGCAGGCCCGAGUCUACAUUGACGAGUAUAUAUUGAUACAUGACAAUACUGUAAGGUGUGAUUGUGUGCGUAUAUGUAUUUGUUUUACGUGUGUGUGUGUGUGUGUGUGUGUGUGUGUGUGUGUGUGUGUGUGUG